Messenger RNA from Eublepharis macularius, 4170 nucleotides. RefSeq names its product ADAM metallopeptidase with thrombospondin type 1 motif 3 (gene ADAMTS3). NCBI's taxonomy places the organism in Eukaryota, Metazoa, Chordata, Lepidosauria, Squamata, Eublepharidae. The coding region runs from base 159 to 3776 and encodes 1205 amino acids. The record is from RefSeq and is a predicted model, not a curated record. Gene Ontology annotation, molecular function: metalloendopeptidase activity. The transcript has 22 exons. Gene Ontology annotation, cellular component: extracellular matrix. Gene Ontology annotation, biological process: proteolysis; extracellular matrix organization.
CGCCGGCCGUGCGUAAAGCUCCCCUUCGCGCAGCUGCCCGGCUUCCUUCCCGCCGCCUGGAUCGGACCCGUGCAGUUCUGCAACUCCGGGCUUCCCUCCUCCCCUUCUCUUCUCCUUCUUUUCCCUUUCGCUUCCUUGCACGAAACUCUCGCUCCGGGAUGGUCGGGCUGUCAGCCUGCUUGCUAGCAGCCCUUCUGGUGCAGUGGAGGACUUCGGCGCCCGGGCAGGCUACUGCAGGAGACAUCAUUCAAAUAGAAACACCAACCAGCAAAGUAAAACAGUAUGCCUUAGCAACCCCGGUCAGCACGGAUGCGGACGGAAGCUACGUCUCCAACGUCGUAUCUGCAAGCCAGUUAAGAAGGCCCAGAAGGGACGUAUCCCCAAGCCCUAAAAAACUGUAUUUCAAUAUAUCAGCUUUUGGAAGGGAUUUCCAUCUUCGGCUGCGGCCGAACACUCGACUGAUAGCUCCUGGAGCAGUGGUGGAGUGGCACGAAGAUUCGGUGGAAAUUGGAAAUGGUACUAGCAAUGUUAAGACUGAGGGUGUCACAGACAGGAUAUGGAAAAAGGAACCACUUUGGACCAGUUGUGCUUACGUGGGAGACCUUGUGGAUAUCCCAGGAGCAUCAGUAGCUAUUAGCAACUGCGAUGGUCUGGCUGGAAUGAUUCGGACAAAUGAAGAUGAGUAUUUCAUUGAACCGUUGGAGAAAGGCAAGCAAAUGGAAGAAGAAAACGGGAGGGUUCAUGUACUCUACCGGAGGUCAGCAAUUGCACAGAUUCCAACAGAUGAACUCCCUGACUUCCACAGAGAAGAAGCUGAUUUUGGAGGCCUACAGAAUCUGGAUUCUGCUUCUGCAAGCCUAGAGCAGCAUCUGAACGAGACGUUGAGGCAACGGAGGCAUGCCGGAGAUGAUGACUAUAACAUCGAGGUCCUUCUCGGGGUGGACGACUCCGUGGUCCGGUUCCACGGCAAAGAACACGUUCAGAAUUACCUGCUCACUCUGAUGAAUAUCGUGAACGAAAUUUACCAUGACGAAUCCUUGGGAGUCCACAUCAACGUGGUGUUGGUGCGCAUGAUGAUGCUGGGCUAUGCCAAGUCCAUCAGCCUAAUUGAACGAGGAAAUCCAUCCAGGAGCCUGGAGAAUGUUUGCCGGUGGGCGUACCAGCAACAGAGGGCAGACCCGAAGCAUUCGGAGCACCACGACCAUGCCAUCUUUCUAACCAGGCAAGAUUUUGGCCCAGCUGGAAUGCAAGGGUAUGCUCCAGUCACCGGCAUGUGCCAUCCGGUCAGAAGCUGCACACUCAACCACGAAGAUGGGUUUUCUUCAGCUUUUGUAGUCGCCCAUGAAACUGGACAUGUGUUGGGAAUGGAACACGAUGGGCAAGGGAACCGGUGUGGGGACGAGACAGCCAUGGGGAGCGUUAUGGCUCCGUUGGUGCAAGCAGCCUUCCACCGAUAUCACUGGUCCCGCUGCAGCGGCCAGGAGCUCAAAAGAUACCUACACUCCUAUGACUGCCUCCUUGACGAUCCCUUUGAACACGAUUGGCCCAAACUUCCUGAGCUGCCGGGGAUCAAUUAUUCCAUGGACGAACAGUGCCGCUUUGAUUUUGGAGUGGGCUACAAGAUGUGCACAGCGUUUCGAACCUUUGACCCGUGUAAACAAUUGUGGUGCAGCCAUCCGGACAACCCCUACUUCUGCAAGACGAAGAAAGGGCCUCCGCUUGACGGGACAGAGUGUGCACCGAGCAAAUGGUGCUAUAAAGGUCACUGUAUGUGGAAGAAUACAAAUCAGCUGCAGCAAGAUGGCAACUGGGGAGCCUGGACGAAAUUCGGAUCCUGCUCGCGGACAUGCGGAACUGGUGUCCGCUUCAGAACACGCCAGUGCAACGAUCCCAUGCCUGUGAAUGGCGGUCAAGACUGUGCAGGCGUCAACUUUGAGUACCAACUGUGUAACAUGGAGGAAUGUCCGAAACAUGAAGACUUCCGAGCUCAGCAGUGUCAACAGCGCAACUCACAUUUUGAGUAUCAGAGCAGCAAACAUCACUGGCUUCCGUACGAACAUCCCGAAGCCAGCAAGAGGUGCCAGCUUUACUGCCAGUCCAAAGAGACGGGAGACGUAGCAUAUAUGAAACAACUGACCCACGACGGAACUCGCUGUUCAUACAAAGACCCCUUCAGCAUUUGUGUGCGAGGAGAAUGUGUGAAAGUGGGCUGCGACAAGGAAAUCGGGUCCAACAAAGCUGAAGAUAAGUGUGGAGUGUGCGGGGGAGAUAAUUCUCACUGCCGGACAGUAAAAGGGACCUUCACGCGAACCCCUAAAAAGCCUGGGUACCUUAAGAUGUUUGACAUCCCACCGGGUGCUAGACAUGUGUCUCUCCAAGAAGACGAGGCCUCACCUCACAUUCUUGCCAUUAAGAACCACGCGACUGGCCACUACAUUCUGAACAGCAAAGGGGAAGGAUCCACCUCUCGCACCUUCAUUGAUCUGGGCAUUGAAUGGGAGUACCGUAUCGAAGAUGACAUAGAAACUCUUCAUACCGAUGGCCCUUUACGUGAUGCUGUUGUCGUCCUGAUCAUUCCUCGGGACAACGACACGCAAUCCAGCCUGACUUACAAGUACAUCAUCCACGAGGAUUCAGUGCCCAACGUCAACAGCAACAAUGUCCUUCAAGAGGAACUGGACACUUUUGAGUGGGCUUUGAAGACUUGGUCCACAUGUUCCAAGCCUUGCGGAGGAGGUUUCCAGUUCACCAAGUACGGGUGUCGCAGGAAAAGCGAUAACAAAAUGGUCUUUCGUGACUUCUGUGAAGCCAGCAAAAAGCCUAAGCCCAUUCGCCGGAUGUGCAAUCUUCAGGAAUGCACGCAGCCAUUCUGGGUCUCAGAAGAAUGGGAAUACUGCACCAAGACUUGCGGGACCUCUGGUUAUCAGAUCCGAACGGUCCGUUGCGUUCAGCCGCUCCACGAUGGGUCGAACCGCUCAGUCCAUUUCAAAUACUGUAGCGGGGACCGCCCAGAGAACCGUAGACCUUGCAACCGAGCCCCAUGCCCUGCUCAGUGGAAAACCUGGCCCUGGAGUCCAUGUUCUGUGACCUGCGGCGAAGGGACUGAAUCCAGGCAGGUUUUAUGUCGGGCGGGCGACCAGUGCGACGGCGAAAAGCCAGAAUCCGUACGGGUGUGCAGGCUUGCUCCUUGCAACGAUGAACGUUGCCUGGGAGACAAGUCGAUCUUCUGCCAGAUGGAGGUGCUGGCCCGUUACUGCUCCAUCCCGGGCUACAGAAAGCUGUGCUGCGAAUCCUGUAGCAAGCACAGCAGCACUCUUCCGCCCCCUUUCCUUAGCGAAGCCGCCGAGACCGAAGAGGACAUGAUGGCUGACCCUGGAGACAUGCCCAAAACGUGGGUCGCUCCGACUUCUUUGGUCCUUCCUCGCUCAGAGUCUGCGCUGGUGAGACGAGUUCCGUUGAGCCAGAUCUCCCCUGCGGAAGAAGACACGCACGCGCUCGUUCCUCAGGCCUACGGCAGGGCCAAAGUGGCCGACCGACCCCAGAGGAGAGCUCACAACCGAGCAAGAAAUAAGACUUCUGGGCCCCGUGCAGUGCCCUAUCAGCUUCCUGCCAAGAGUGAGCACCUCAUAACCCACAAUUCCUCAACUUGGUUAGAUGAGCUUGCCCUGAUCCAGAGCAACCAGUCGACUGGUGCUCUGCCAAACAGAACCACAAGGAAAAAUGAGAAGCAAGUUGACAAGUGGCAGGCUCCAAGACCUUCCCCCGUGGAAAGAUGAGACAGAGCGCAAGUUAAAAGGGAGAGGACUCUUUGUUUCAGUUCCUUUGUUCCAGGUACCCAGGGUACACGGGAAGCUUUCCAAACACACAUUUUCUCGACAGAUUGACUGCUAAAAAGAAAAGAGGAAAGUGCUGGAUUCACUUUCCAGCGGCUUUCGUCCUUCCCUUUUUCCCUUCUUCCUCAUCUCCCAAUAUCUGGUUACCUUCAGCGCUUUGAAAUAAAGCACCAAAGAAAAGUGACACAAACGAGACGCUGAAUGGGUCUGGCUACGUUUCUGGUGCUCAGAAAUCUACGUUGCACAUCAGCUGCUUUUUUUUUAAUUAUUAUGAUUAAUUUAAAAAAGAAAGAAAUUUAAUUUGGGGGGUGGGGGGGGCGUGGGGAGGGAAGCUGCC